Molecule: messenger RNA, 6281 nt
Organism: Oenanthe melanoleuca
Lineage: Eukaryota; Metazoa; Chordata; Aves; Passeriformes; Muscicapidae
Gene: CRTC1
Product: CREB regulated transcription coactivator 1
Exons: 15
Coding region: 4-1959 (651 amino acids)
Biological process (GO): positive regulation of transcription by RNA polymerase II; protein homotetramerization
Cellular component (GO): cytoplasm; nucleus
Molecular function (GO): cAMP response element binding protein binding
Source: RefSeq, a predicted model, not a curated record
CGCAUGCGCCUCGCCCCCCCUCGGCCGCGGGGAGGGGGAUGCGGACGGGGGAAGAUGGCGGCCUCGAACAACCCGCGGAAAUUCAGCGAGAAGAUCGCGCUGCACAACCAGAAGCAGGCGGAGGAGACGGCGGCCUUCGAGGAGGUCAUGAAGGACCUGAGCCUGACCCGCGCGCACCGGCUACAGCUGCAGAAAACCCAAUAUUUGCAACUGGGGCAGAGUCGUGGCCAGUACUAUGGGGGGUCAUUGCCAAAUGUGAACCAGAUUGGGAACAGUGCCAUGGAUCUCCCCUUCCAGCACAACGGAGCUCUGGCUGAAGCCUUUGGAGCAGUUCCUGUCUCUUUGACCCCGUUCCAGUCGUCGGCGCUGGACACCAGCAGGACCACGCGGCACCACGGGCUGGUGGACAGAGUGUACCGGGAGCGCAACCGCCUGGGCUCGCCGCACCGCCGGCCGCUCUCCGUGGACAAGCACGGCCGCCAGGUGGACAGCUGCCCCUAUGGCACCGUGUACCUGUCACCGCCGUCAGACACCAGCUGGAGGAGGACAAAUUCUGAUUCUGCCUUGCACCAGAGCACCAUGACUCCAGCUCAGCAGGAAUCCUUUUCAGGAGGUUCACAGGACAUGCAGCAGAAAAGAGUUUUAUUGCUGACUGUCCCUGGAAUGGAAGAAACCACCUCUGAUGCAGACAAAAACCUCUCCAAGCAAGGCUGGGACACUAAAAAGACUGGGUCAUCGAGACCUAAAUCCUGUGAAGUUCCAGGAAUCAACAUCUUCCCCUCGGCGGAGCAGGAGAGCCCCGCGGCGCUGAUCCCCGGCACCCACAACACGGGGGGGUCCCUGCCCGACCUGACCAACAUCCACUUCCCCUCGCCCCUGCCCACGCCCCUGGACCCCGAGGAAUCCUUCCCUGCCCUCAGCAGCUCCAGCAGCACCGGCAACCUGGCGGCCAACCUGACCCACCUGGGCAUCGGCGCCGCCGCCCCGGCAGGGAUGACGACGACGCCGGCCCCGUCCCAGCACCGCCAGCCCAGCGUGAGCCCCCUGUCCCUGGGCGCGGACUCACGGCGACCUCAGUCCCAGCAAAUGUCCCCCACGCUGUCCCCGCUGUCACCCAUCACUCAGGCCGUGGCUAUGGAUGCAUUGUCCCUGGAGCAGCAGCUCCCCCCGUACCCCUUCUUCACCCAGACCAGCUCCCAGCAGCAGCAGCAGCCAGCAGUGGCCAGUUCCUUGCCCCAGACCCCCCCUCUGCUGCAGAGCUCGGGGCUGCAGAGGGGUCCCCAGCUCCCCCCUCUGUCUGUCACGGUACCUUCCACCAUCCCCCAGUCCCCUCCAGGGAGCCAGAGCCAGCCCUCCAUGGGAAUUGACAUCAACUCGGCCUCACUCCAGCAGUACCGCAGUAAUGCUGGCUCCCCAGCCAACCAGUCUCCCACCUCUCCUGUCUCCAAUCAAGGCUUCUCUCCUGGCAGCUCCCCUCAACAUUCUUCCAUGCUGGGCAGUGUUUUUGGGGACUCCUAUUAUGAGCAGCAGAUGACAGCUAGGCAGGCUAAUGCCCUCUCCCACCAGCUGGAGCAGUUCAACAUGAUCGAGAACGCCAUCAGCUCCAACAGCCUGUACAGCCCCUGCUCCACCCUCAACUACUCACAGGCUGCCAUGAUGGGACUGACGGGCAGCCACGGCAGCCUGCAGGAGUCCCAGCAGCUCAACUACUCCAGCCACGGCAACAUCCCCAACAUCAUCCUGACAGUGACAGGAGAAUCCCCCCCCAGCUUAUCAAAAGAACUGACCAGCUCCUUGGCAGGAGUGGGGGACGUCAGCUUCGACACGGAUUCCCAGUUCCCUCUGGACGAACUCAAAAUUGACCCUUUGACCUUGGAUGGACUGCACAUGCUCAACGACCCCGACAUGGUCCUCACCGACCCCGCCACAGAGGACACCUUCCGGAUGGACCGGCUGUGACCGCCGGGCCCCGCCCCGCCCCGGGGCCGUCCCGGCCCGGGAGCGGCCGCUCCGCGCCGUGUACAAUGAGUCCCACAGCUUGUGUUCUGAGCUUGCCGCGCUGCCCCGCCCCGCCGCGUCACCCGAGCCGCUCGUGCCGCCAGCAGGAGGAGCUUGUCCCGGUUAGUCCCGGUUGAAUCCCGGUUUGUCCCGGUCAGUCCUGGUUUGUCCCGGUUAGUCCUGGUUUAAUCCCGGUUUGUCCCGGUCAGUCCCGGUUAGUCCUGGUUUAUUCCCGGUUUCAUCCCGGUCUGUCCUGGUCGGUCCUGGUCUGUCCCGGUCAGUCCCGGCUUGUCCCGGUCAGUCCUGGUCAGUCCCGGUUUGUCCCGGUUAGUCCUGGUUUAAUCCCAGUUUGUCCCGGUCAGUCCCGGUUAGUCCUGGUUUAAUCCCGGCUUGUCCCAGUCAGUCCUGGUAAGUCCUGGUCUGUCCCGGUCAGUCCUGGUCUGUCCCGGUUAGUCCUGGUUUAAUCCCGGCUUGUCCCAGUCAGUCCUGGUUAGUCCUGGUCUGUCCCGGUCAGUCCUGGUCUGUCCCGGUUAGUCCUGGUUUAUUCCCGGUCAGUUCCGGUCAGUCCUGGUCUGUCCCGGUCAGUCCUGGUUAGUCCCGGUCAGGACCAGUUUGUCCCGGUCAGUCCUGGUCUGUCCUGGUCAGUCCUGGCUUAAUCCCGGCUUGUCCUGGUCAGUCCCGGUUUGUCCCAGUUAGUCCUGGUCAGUCCCGGUUUAAUCCCGGUUAGUCCCGGUCUAUCCCGGUCUGUCCCGGUCAGUCCCAGUUUAGCCCGGUUUAUUCCCAGUUAGUCCCGGUCUAUCCCGGUGUGUCCCGGUCAGUCCCGGUUCUCCAUCACCCCCAGCCCAGCUCCCGGCCGUGUCUCCCCAGGAGGGGCAGGAGGUGCUGGGGCUGCAGGGGCUCCGUGCCCUCCCUGCAGCUGUGGCUCUGCUCUGUCACCCCCAGGUGUCCUGCUUGUCCCUCAGCAGCCCAAAAAUCCACUUUAAACACUAUUUUUUCCAAGCUUUUUACAUUUUUUUUUUUUAGUUUUAUUUGUUUUUUUAAAAAAUAUAUAUGUAAUAUAUAUCUAUUUCUAUAUAUGGCUACAUAUAUAGAGAGCAUUUCUGAGCACACAUGAAAGUUCUAUAAUUCAUUACUUGAUUAGACAGAGGAUCAGAACAUCUUAAAGCAGCUAAAAAAAAAAAAAAUAGAGACUAACCUGCAUAAUCCUGAUUCUUACUUUGUGAGAGAUUCCUGGGCAACAGGAAGGGCAUUUCCAUAGCAAUGCCAGGCUCGUAGAAUCAUGAUUUUUUAAUUUUUUAUUCUUAUUCAUUACUUAUUCUGUUACUUAUUUAUGAUUUUUUUUGUUGUUGUUGUUGUUGACAUUUCUUUUUUUAAUUUAAAUAUUUGGAUAUUAGGAAAGUAGCUCAACUACAUACAGCCAAUGGAAGCACUCUACAUAAUAUUUGUACAGUACAUUUUUUUUUGUGGUUUUAUUCCAGAAAUAUAUUAUAUAUAUUAUAUAUGUAGGUAUUUUUAAACUAACUGGAAUUUUAAACAGCUGUUAAGCAGGAAUAAGGAAGCCUAAGGCAAGUUUAGAUAUUUUCCUUUGGAAUAGGCAAAACAGGGUGGUUGGAACUUAAAAAUUCCUUCAUUCACCCAAGGGGAAAAAAAAAAUCUCUUGCUUCACAAUGACCAGGAUUGAAUCCUCCAAAAUUGUGUGCAAUUAAAUGGAGAAUUGAUUAUUUCUGGUGGUCCUUGUGAAUAUUCUGUGCUGCAAAUUAAAAAAAAAAAAAAAAAAAAAUCCCAUCCAGAUUCCUCAAGCUGGGAAUUGGGAGUUUCACUCUGGCUGGAUCCAUGGUGGGAACAUCCUCAUUCCCCUGGGAUCUGCAAAGGCAGGAAUUCAGCACAAUUAGCAGGAUUUGGAUUUAAUGAACUCAUUAACAAUGAGGGUGAGCUGCUGCUGCAGAGGGAAGCUGGAAUGGGAGCAGCCCAAGGAUUCCAUUCCCUAAAAUCCCCUUCCCCCCUCCUGGGUUUGGUUUUGCCCCAGCCCCAGUUCCUGACUGGGAGCAGCACUGGGCUGCUCUUAACCAGUUCCCCCCAAUUAACGAGGGUCCCCCUGCAGUUCAUGAGUUCCCACUGCUCUCCUGAGUUCUCUAAUGAGUUAUACCAAGUUUCUGUGUGCUUCCAGAAAUCCUGAGGUUCCUGCUCUGGGAUCUCCCAGUCCUGCAGCUCCCCUCACCUUCUGUGCCAUUCAUUGACCAUUUGCACUAAAAAUGUGGAAUUUUUUCUUGGCUUCCCUGUGUCUCUUUCUCUUUUUUUUUUUUUUUUUUUUAUCCCCCAUUUUUUUAGAUUUUAGUUUUAUCCUUCUUCACACUUUCCAGAGGUUUCCCCUCAUCUCUUGGGAAUAUUUUGGGAUAUUUUUUGGCAGGGUUUGAGCCCGGUAGGACACGUUCACUCCUGCUUGUUUCAGAUGCCUCAGGCUGUUCCAGGGCAGGGAGGAGACAAAAGGAGCUGAGACAGGAGAAACCUGGGAAGGACAGGAGGGAGCUGGGCCCAGGGACUCAGGGCCCUGUGCUGAAGGUGCAGAGGGAGCCUGGAGCUCCUGCUCAGCUCCUGGAGCUCCUGCUCAGCUCCUGGAAAUCCUGCUCAGCUCCUGGGGCUCCUGCUCAGCUCCUGGAGCUCCUGCUCAGCUCCUGGAACUGCUGCUCAGCUCCUGGAACUGCUGCUCAGCUCCUGGAGCUCCUGCUCAGCUCCUGGAACUGCUGCUCAGCUCCUGGAGCUCCUGCUCAGCUCCUGGAACUGCUGCUCAGCUCCUGGAACUGCUGCUCAGCUCCUGGAGCUCCUGGUCAGCUCCUGGAGCUCUGCUCAGCUCCUGGAGCUCCUGCUCAGCUCCUGGAACUGCUGCUCAGCUCCUGGAAAUCCUGCUCAGCUCCUGGAGCUCCUGGUCAGCUCCUGGAACUGCUGCUCAGCUCCUGGAGCUCCUGCUCAGCUCCUGGAACUGCAGCUCAGCUCCUGGAACUGCAGCUCAGCUCCUGGAGCUCCUGCUCAGCUCCUGGAACUGCUGCUCAGCUCCUGGAACUGCUGCUCAGCUCCUGGAGCUCCUGCUCAGCUCCUGGAGCUCCUGCUCAGCUCCUGGAACUGCUGCUCAGCUCCUGGAGCUCCUGCUCAGCUCCUGGAGCUCCUGCUCAGCUCCUGGAACUGCUGCUCAGCUCCUGGAGCUCCUGCUCAGCUCCUGGAACUGCUGCUCAGCUCCUGGAAUUCCUGCUCAGCUCCUGGAACUGCAGCUCAGCUCCUGGAGCUCCUGCUCAGCUCCUGGAAUUCCUGCUCAGCUCCUGGAAUUCCUGCUCAGCUCCUGGAACUGCUGCUCAGCUCCUGGGGCUCCUGCUCAGCUCCUGUGGAGGAAUGCCCUGGAAUGGCUCUGUGCUGGUGGCCAUCCCUGGCCGGGGGGGUUUGAACCCCAGAGUCACUCCAGGAUUUAACAAACCCAGAGUCACUCCAGAGUUUAAUAAACCCCAGAGUCACUCCAGAGUGAAGCAGCCAAGCAGGAGCUGAAGUUCUGAGAUUCUGAAAUUCUGUGAUCCUGAGUUUCUAAAAUUCUGGGUGUCUGAGAUUCUGCAAUUCUGAGAUUCUGAGUUUAUGAGAUUCUCAAGUUCUGAGUUUCUCAAAUUCUGAGUUUCUGAAAUUCUGAGCUUCUGAAAUUCUGAGAUUCUGAAAUUCUGUGUUUCUGAAAUUCUGAGUUUCUCAAAUUCUGGGUUUCUGAAAUUCUGAGGCUCGAGCGGCUCCGGCUCCUUCCCGGAUUUUUAACUCCGUGUGUAAAUAAGAGCUUUCUGUUUCUUAGACUUGUAAGCAGACCUUGCAAAUGGCCUUAAUUCCAAACUAGCACACCUGGGAUACAGCUGGCACAGUCAGGGAGCCUCCAGCUGGGAGAAAUGUGGCUUUUAAAGGGCUGGGAUCCCCUGGGGAUGCUGUGGGACAGGAUGGGCUCAUCCCGGCCCUGGAGAUCCAGGGAUUCCAGCAGCUCCUCCCUUCCCUUCCUGGGAGCUGCCCCAGAGGGUUCCCCCCUUCUUCAAAUCCCAGGUUUUGUGGCAUCAGGCUGAUCUGGAAGCAAACCCAGAGAAAAGCAUGGAGCAGAUCCCAAGUGUUCCAAGAAUCCACUUUUAUUUCCCAAGGAGCAACCCCUGCUCGUUUCAGUGUGUGGGGGGCUCCCUGCCCAGGGCUGGGAGCACAGAGGGGAAAAAAACAAACCAAGGACAAAAUGGUGUUAAAAACCAAGGAAGAAAUGAUGUUACAAACCAAGGAGGAAA